AUGACGCGUGAUGGAAGUCAUGGCAUGGAGGUGGAUGAAACAUCACAAGAUGAACAGGUAUUUGAACUCUGUCCAGCAGCAUGCAAAGAAAGUAGUGUUCGAUUGCCCGGGGCUAGUGGAUUUUGCUAUUGGGCUAGUGAAUUCUGUUUUUAACUUGCCCGAUGGGCAAGUGAUGUUUUUUUGAGAAAUUCAAAUAACAGAAGAACUGUGAAAUCAAUUCUGCUAGUAAAAAAGUUUUUGGGGCUGGUUGAAAUGACGUCUGGGCUAGUAAAUGCUAGCUUUAGCUUGCCUGAAUGGCAAGCUGUAAAAAUGAUUUUCUUUGCACCGUGUCCAGUCAUAAGUAGGUCGAAUACAAUUUUCCAGAUGCAUACAGUCAAGAAUCUUAAAGACAGUAAGCGAUGUCUCCGCAACAUUAGGGUUAUUCAUGUACUCCUAUCAAAACCAUACUCUACCUUUAAAAUUUCAUUGUAAAUUCACCUUACAAAGUCAAAUUCAUUCGUAUAAUAUAAGAAACUCAUGUAAAUUUCGUCUGCCUUUCUGUCGUACUCGAACCAAGCAAUUUUCCGUUUUUUAUCAAGGACCUAAAUUUUACAACACCUUAAACACCAACAUCAUCAACGCUUCCUCACCUUUCUCCUUUAAAAGAGCACUUAAGGCAUUUAUUUGUAAUAAUUAUUAGUAUACUUCAACAAAAAUCUUGGGAAAAAGCCUUUUAAUAUUCAACAUUUGUAAACUUCCGUGAUAGUGAUUAGUUUAAUUUUUCACCUGAUAUUAUAUUGUACCCGUCGCUGUAAUUUUUAUGCCAUCUUCGAAAAAUUGCAAUUGAGGAGGCCUAAUUAACAUAAGCUCUAUAGUUUCUUUUAGGCCUCCUCGCCAUCUCUUCCUACAUUUUUUUUUUGGCAUCUUUAAGUAAUUAUUGUAAUUGUGUGGCAAAUAAAUAAAAUACCUAAAAUACCUAGUUAGUACGCUGUAUCUCAAAGGCAUGCGUAAUUUUCAACUCAUCCACCCUCCAGCAGCUCACUGGUAAAAAUUUAUUUUGUCUGUAAGUAAACUUUUUCCUUUAAAAAUUUCAUGGUCACUUGAAUCAAGGUUUUAACAUAUUAAUCUGAAGGUUAUGGGGUUUUAAAAAUAAGUAUGUUGAGUUUCUGUUUACCCUUGUUGAUUAUUGUAAAAUGUUGAGUUCUGCUGCUAAUUUGGUACUGUUGAAACUCGAAAUCUUCUUGUAAAGCAAAUAUGUUACAAAGAAAUGAGAGUUUCUUGGUAGACCAGUGCAUUGUACUUUUGAUCUUUAAGACCUGUUGUGUUUUGUAUGUUAUUCAUGAACAGUAGCUGAAUGAGUUAACCAUGUUUAAUAACCAAUUUAAUACGCCAUCUGUGGGUUGGUAUGCUUGUCCCUAGUUUGAUUUUCAAAACCAGUCGUUUCAUGCAUUGAGGAGGAAGCCAUGUCCCUGUUGGCAUUGUAUAAUUUAUUAUUGUUUUUGGGCUUAAAUGGUCUUCAUCACUGUUGUUAUUUCAACCCAUCAUUGUGUGGUUUGUCGCCAUUUCAUUUGCCUCAUGUCGCCAUUUCAAGGGCAUGUUGCUUGUCGAAAUUUUACCCGGGAAGGGCGUCAUUAGUAUUUUCUUCAUUGUAACUCAUAAACAAGGUUCUCUGCAGACAAAAUCAGACACAGUGUUGUACAUGCAGUAUGGUGCAGUAUUGCACAGUCACUAAUGAAAGAUAGUAAUAUUAUUGUGGUCAUUUACAUCUACAGGAGGAUGAGGAACAGUGUAGUGAUGGCAAACGUCAUGUGUGCCCACACCCUGACUGUAAUGUAGUGUGUUCCAAAGCAUCCAAAUUGAAGCUUCAUAUGCUAGUGCAUACAGGGGAAAGACCCUUCAAGGUAUCUAAGAAAUUAAAAAAAAAUUUAAAAGUCUUCUGUUGUGAGUUUUUAUUAAAAUUUUCAUUUGUGAGAGUCAAUCAAAUAACUUAGGAAAAUGCUUCUGAAGACCUUUCAUGUGAAUUGCCUCAAAGUUCAGUAAUGAAUACACACACUGUAUGUAUUUUGUUAUACAACAGCUUCCCCCUGAAUGGUUUUAUCAAAGCAUUUGGUUUGUCAUUGUUAUCGUCUUUUUCAUCAAAGCACAAAUAAUUACGCAGUUAACCAUAGUUAACAACGACAUCACUUAAAUGGAGGUUGGGUGCCUGGAGUAUCCAGGGGCAGGGGAUCCACUAUUGGCAGCCAGCCCCUAGAUUGAAAUAAUGCCUCCUUGACUGACACAACAGCGCAACCCAGCCAUUAGCCUCCACCUGAAAUGAAAGGAACAGGCACCCGUCAUACUGAAAACAUCAGUGGAGAAAAACAAACAAAGCCUAGGGGGAGGGGGGGAGGGGAAGAAAAUGGCGGACAGAACCUAGCACAAAGGAAAACUGAACGCGCCAAAGAAUCACAUGAUCAAUGUAGCCAGCUACUGGGCAUGCGCAUGUCAAAGACCGCUGACCUCAGGCACUUAAGGCGCUCUUAGUUGUUAAAUCCUUUAAAUUGCAUUUAGAUGCAUGAUAAGCACUGACUAGUUCCUUGGAAUUAAGUGACCUGCACCCUGACUUGAAGUCAAGCCAUCUUUCUAGCAUCAGAAAACAGUACAGCUGGAAAGAACUGCCCUGGAAAGAAUGGCAGCUUUUUUGAAUGGUGACAUAUUUUAAUAGUCAGAGAUCCAGCCGUUAGGGAAAGCUCGGGAGGGUAUGUACCACCGGAUGGGGUCGCAUUUUCACGACUGGAUUGACUAUUAUGGGGUUGGAUUUUUAUUAAGAGUUACUAGAAUGGGGUUACACGUUUUCAGGAUUUUGAGGGUCAGAAAAUUCAGUUAUGUAGGGAUUUAAAAUAAAAAGAAAGGGUGACCAAGUUAAAAGGCUUUAUAAGGUAGAUGCAUUUAUAUUAAACAGAAAGUGACUAAAAUGGGAUUGCUAAAAUUACUUUUUUCCCAAAGUGACUAUAAAAAAGCGAUGGGUCUAUAAUGUGACCACAGAAUAGACUGUAAUGGGGUAGGGGUUCUAAGAGGCCAGAGGCACAUACUCAGCAAAAAUUAGCCCAAGUAACCCCCCCGCCCAGGGGGGAAAGGUGGAGAUGGGGGCUGCACUCAUCAAGACCAUGUGAUAAGGGGGAGGGCAGUCUCCCUUUUUUCUCCACCCUGCAGGCCUCGUCAUGUUGUCAACAUAUACACAAUGUAAGCGGGGAUUUCGCCUGCAAAAUCAAAGGUUCAAGCCAUGUUGCACAUCAUAACGGAUGGUCACCCAGUUGGAUUUCAACAUCAGAUUAAUGCCUUUUUCAUUGAUUUCAGUGUCCUCAAGAAGGGUGUGAAUGGGCCUUCACAACAUCAUACAAAUUGAAGAGGCAUGUUCGAGGCCACACUGGAGAGAAGCCAUUUCUGGUAGGUUUUUUACACAGUCUUAUUCGGGUUUAACAGGCAUGCCAUGUUCAAUUUUCAAGUACUAAGGGUAACUGUACAUACUUGACCUCUGCUUCUGUUGUUGUGGACAGAUAGAUGGGAACCAAGGAAAAGAAGGGAAGGAUUUAGUCUGGGCAAAGCCCAGCCUGUGUCAGGGUCUCAGAUAGUUGGGAUGUUGCAAAAAUAUAACAAGCCAAGCAAAAAUAUGACGUGCAUGAUCUGAGGGAGGGGGUAGUGGCCCUCUCUUUCCCCAACCCCUACACAAUUUUUACUGCUGUAAAACCUCACAAUCUUGGAGCCUGGAACAGGCUUCCUGAAGCCUGAGGAGUCAAGAGAGUUGAUUAUCUUUUAAAAGUCUGGAUUUAAUGUGUAGGAUAUAAAAAUGUUGCAAAUUGGAUGACUGGUGGACUUUUUUGUUUAACAGUGCACCUAUGAAGGAUGUGGCAAGUGUUUCACCACCGCUUACAACUUGAAGACACAUGUCAGAGCCCACUAUAGAACAGACACCCACAUGUGCAGAUACGAAGGCUGUGACAAGACAUUUCCUACAGCACACAAGCUAAAAGUUCACGAAAGAAGACAUCAAACAGAGAACAAGCCAUAUAAAUGCGAAAUGGAGGGGUGCGGUAAGGUGUUCUCUGCCAAUGGGACUUUAACAGCCGACAUGAAGAUUCACAAUGGCGAGAGGCCGCAUGCAUGCCCUGUAGAUGGAUGUGAGAAAAGAUUUACAAAGGCAUCGAAGUUAAAGCUGCAUUUGAGGUCACAUACGGGUGAAAGGCCAUUUCACUGUGAAGUACAGGUAUAACUAUCAUAUGUUUAUGGUCGAAUCUCUCUCUACUGUAUGUCUCACUUCACCGCAGUGUAUAAAUGAGUGCUGACUGCAAACUGGUGGGUAUAACCCUAUGAUAGACUAACGUUCUAUCCAGUGGGGAGUGGUAAUACCCCUGUGUUCUUCCGUUAUACACUCUGGCCUUAUAGGCCUCUUGGGCUCAAGGUGCACUUAAAACAUUUUUACCCGACAUGUAUUUUAGAUACCGUACUCCCCUAAAUUUCUCUCUUUCCUGUCUGACAGUGAUUUUUGUAGAGAUUUGAUUCAUUUCACAGUGUCUUUUUUGUUCAGGAAUGUGGCUGGUCUUUCACAAGUGCUUAUAAACUUAAGCAGCAUAUGCGGAAACACACGGGAGAGAGACCAUUUACGUGCCUCCAUGGGGGCUGCCUUAAAUCAUUCACAAGAUCAAGUCAUUUAAAGACCCAUGUGCUUGUCCAUACAGGAGAAAAGCCUUAUGUUUGCCCUGUGGACGGUAAGGUUGUUUUCCCAAAUGAAGUUUAUUAUGCAUACCUUUUUUUGCCAAUUAUCUCUUUACAAUAAAAAAAGAUGUGCGAAAACCUUCUCUUGGAAAUUGAAUGGGACACAAUUCUCUCCUCAAGCACUGGAGACAAAAUUUUAAUUUUCAUUAAGAAUUGAUGCCAUUCAGUUAUUCAUAGUCAUGUACCAUACUCUGAGAAAUCAUAAUAACUUGAUUUUUUUGCCAGAGACUGAAAUUCAAGUCUUGCAAAAUUUGACUUUCCCAUUCUUUCAAAUUUGAGGUGCCCACCAAAACUGGAUAGCUUUUGGACUGUUCAUGGUCCCCUAUUUUUCCAUGAAGAUAGUUAUUAUUGAGCACUUAUCACUAUGGGUGGCUAGCUUGGUCUCAUGUAGUGAGGGGGUGGGUGUUGGGAUUUAUAGUAGUAUUAGCGAGGGAGGUGAGAAAAGUAGAAAUAUUUCAUUAUGUUAUGAAUAAAAUUUAUUAAAUAUUGUUCUUGCCUCUUCCCAACCAUCCCCUGCUCCCAAAGUAAAUUUGAAAUGGUACAUUUGAAAGUUGAUCCUCACAAUCGUACAGAAAAAAAGGGGACUGUGAACAGUCUGGAUAGGUAGCAAGGGACUAUUCACAUGAUACCAAAAUGACUUUCAUUCUGGAACGAGCUCACCCCAUCUUAAGAUAAUUUUUCUGUAUUUUUUUACGCGAUGCCAAACAGUCUUUUGGUUCCCACACAAGUCAUUUCGGUUUUCAAUCUGAGUGAAUGAAAUUCUUGUUUUGGUAUGAAAUUUCAUUCUGGUAUCAUGUAAACUGAAAACGAACUUAAUUCUGGAUUGUAAACAGUGUGUAAAUCACAAAUUGUGUAGUCUGGGGUAACUGGCACAUGCGUAUCUGAUGUGGUGCAAAAACCAUGCAAGCGAGAAUAUGCCAAACCAGUGAAUUUUAUGAUGUGAACGCACUACGAACUUCAUUCUGGAAUGAAACUCAUUCCUGAAUGAAAGUCAUUCUGGUAUCAUAUAAACAGUCCCUAAGAUAGAGAAGUUUAAUGUGCCUGUUCAUUUUUUUUAAGGGUGCAACAAGGCAUUUACUGCAGGAAGUAGUCUUAAUGUACACAUGUGUAAACACACUGGUGAGAAACCAUUCAAGUGUGAUAUUGAUGGUUGUGCAAAGACCUACACCACUGCUGCUAACUUAAGGGCUCAUCAGAAGCGACAUGGAAUGAAGGCCGUAGUGGGUAAGAACUUAGACAUGAAGUUGUGCCAAUAAAGUUAAUGCUCUCGCCUGUAAAGAAUGAAAUCAACUUUUGGACAUUCAAUUACCUGUACUAUUCAUAUGGAUAAAAAGAGAUUUUGAAGCAUGGGCAAGUUAGGGUACUUUUGGUGCUUACCUUUUGAUAGAAAAACUUGAAUUGGUUAGGUUGCCCAGUGCAUGAUGAUAUACACUUUCCCUGCUGCCUGCAGAAAUACCUUUUCUGUUACGCUUUGAACUUAACAAAGGCAGGAAUAAAAGGCAUAAAGGAAAAUGUAAAACAAAUGGUAAGCGAUAUUCCAUUUGGCAGCUGUAACCACAUGACCUCCUUUAAGUUUGUUAUUGUUCUGUCUUUACCCCCUACCUUUCCUCCUUGCUCUAAAUGUUCUUUAUUAUACUGUGGUUACCUUCCUUUUUUUCCUACAGUUGAUUUCAAUGAUGCUUCCCAAGGUGACAUGCCUGCAGAGCUUGGUGUAGUUAGCUGCGGGAGCAAUGCUAGUGAAACAGAACCCGAAGUCAUGUACACCACCAUUGGUUCUUUCCACCCAAGCAAUUUUAACCUAGAUGAUGCUGCACGUCUUUCAGCAGUUGGUAUUCAUAUACCCGCUUCAUUGCAGCCAAACACAUUGUGUGCCCUGGUAACUUCCACAGGCAACUCACUUUCCACAGGCAUCCCACUUGUGUCUCCUCCGACUGAACUUGCAUUGGAAACAGAAAAGAAACAGUCAGAAGAUGGAGAAAUGAAGGAAGCAAGUAUAUCAGGAAUUCAAGUGCCAGUCUCAGUUCAACAAGAGCAAUUUGUUACCGAGGACCUAGAAAAUAAUACAAAACUUGAUGUAACGGAGUUCGUCGUGAGAAGUACUAGUGAUGACACAAUUUCACCUGCCGCCCAGGUAAGGACAGAGAUGGUUGGUGUGGACGGAACCAAGCUCUCUGGAAACUUUGAUUUGUGUAUAACCAGCAUGAUGAGUCAUAUAACAAGUGAAGCGAGACAAGAUGGAACUGGAGGACACCCUACUGUUAAAAGUGUUGUGUCAUCAGGUCGGUCUCGUAAAAGGUCCAGAACUCUUGACUUUCGAGAUGUUCACCCUGAGGAUCAGUUUGCGCCGCCUGCUGUUAUAUUUCAGGUGUGUUUUUGUAAGUUUCGUAUGUUAAAACAUUCGCCCCUGAUACGCCCGUGUGUAUCCAAGUCCCUAACCUUCUCCUGCUUGUGACGUCAUUAGGACAACUUUGUCAUCUCACUUGUGCAGGGUGAAGAGAUCUUCAAACCAUACCAUAAUGAGCAAGAUCCAGUCAAGGUGGCCGGAGAAAAGGGAAAAAAAACACGUAACGUUAACCCGAAAAUUCCUCUUGUUCCACUUCCCACCGACCUUUCCUUUCAUCUAAUCGCAAGAUCCUAAAUGCUUUCCUAAAUUAAAAGCUUUUCCCACCAAACUGAAGCCUUCUAAAAUGCCCAGUAAAAGAAAAAAAAGUGGAGGAAGAAAAGCAGAAGAAGAGUGGAGGAGAUAAAUUUUGCUCUCUGCGCAUACCUGAGCUUCAAAAGCUAUUCUCUUGCAUCUAGAUCCUUGGCUUCUUGACGUAAGACAUUGCAUAAACCUUCAUUUUGAGCUCCUGAGGUUGCAUAAUUGUUAGGCCAAAAAAUGUGAUUGUAAUUUGACAUCUGUUGGUUUGCAGGAUGAAGUCAAGUCCUCAGACACUGAAAAUGAGGCUGAAGUCUUAGUGGCUCAGAUCCAGCAGUCCCCUGAGGGAAUUGCCACGGUUCAUAUUCCCAGGGAUUCGUUUCAAAUCAAUUUACCCCACGGACCAGUAACUGAUUCAACAACAGCUCAUGUACCGGAAGUGGAACAUGUGGAUGUCAAUACAUGUGGUAACCAUGGUAACACCAUUGAGAUUCCUUUAGAAGCUAAUUCAACGCUACCCGGUGCGUCUGCGCAAAGUGAAGUUAUGGAAAAAGGAGGCUUAUCUCCAUAUAUGGACAAUCAAAGCUCUUCAGAGCAAGACGAAGGGAACGGAGACACUUAUCCAGAAAGCACAAUUAAUUUACAAGACCUCCGAUAA
This is a messenger RNA of Porites lobata, 8027 nucleotides long. NCBI's taxonomy places the organism in Eukaryota, Metazoa, Cnidaria, Anthozoa, Scleractinia, Poritidae. The record is from the annotation of a GenBank genome assembly.